Tripterygium wilfordii is the source of this 2099-nucleotide messenger RNA. RefSeq names its product ankyrin repeat-containing protein ITN1-like. The transcript has 3 exons. Gene Ontology annotation, molecular function: protein phosphatase regulator activity; protein phosphatase 1 binding. Gene Ontology annotation, cellular component: plasma membrane. Bases 225 to 1997 code for a protein of 590 amino acids. The record is from RefSeq and is a predicted model, not a curated record. NCBI's taxonomy places the organism in Eukaryota, Viridiplantae, Streptophyta, Magnoliopsida, Celastrales, Celastraceae.
ACAGCUUCACUGAUUUAAUGGUCAAUAUUGUAAACUAUGUAUAAACAAAAUAAUAGAGUACAUGCUUCAAUUCGUGUGUGACCUUUACGGAGAAAUUUCAAGGUAGCUUCAAUCAUAGAAAUUAAAGACAACGCCAGUCUCCAAGCCCCAUAUUUAAUUAUCUACGUACUGCUUCAAUUCCCCACCUCAUUAGUCCUCAUUGCUAGCAUUAGCAAACCUCAAAAAUGGAUCGACGGCUGCAAGAAACAAUCCUGAGAGGCGACACACAAGCCUUCCAUACUUUAAUUCAAGAAGAUGAAAACAUUAUCAAUCAAACACUUCCUGGAUCUUCAAACACAAUCCUCCAUUUGAUCGCUCGAUACGGGCAUGUGGAAUUGGCAGCAGAGAUUGUGAAACUUCGACCAGAACUGGUGGCCGCAGAGAACGACAGUAUGGAGACUCCACUGCAUGAGGCAUGUAGAGAAGGGAGGUCAGAGAUUAUGAGGGUUUUGGUGGAGACUGACCCAUGGCUUGUGUAUAAAUUCAACACACGAGGCCAAAGCGUGCUGUUUGUGGCUUGUGAGAGAGGGAGACUUGAUGUGGUCAAGCAUUUGUUGAAUUAUCCGGUUUUGUUGACGUCGGAGGUGGAUGCACUCACUACUUCGCUUCAUGUUGCUGCUUCUGGAGGGCAUACAGACAUUAUGAAGUUAAUACUACAAGCACGCCCAGACUUUGCAAGGAAAAAGGACAUAAAUGGGUGCACACCUUUACACUUGUGUUGCAGCAAGGGUCACCUGGACAUAACAAGGGAGCUGCUAAGGUUAGACCCUAAUCUCUCUUGCUUACAAGACAAUGAAGGUCGAACACCGCUCCAUUGGGCUGCAAUCAAAGGCCGGGUAGCCAUCAUUGAUGAGAUACUAUCUGUGAGUCUUGAAUCUACUGAGAUUAUAACCAAACAUGGAGAAACAGUCCUUCACCUUGCUGUCAAGAACAACCAAUACGAUGCAGUCAAGUACUUAACCGAGACGCUUAACAUCAUCAAGCUCAUUAACUUGCCUGACAAUGAUGGCAAUACACUAUUGCACAUGGCAACAGCUGGAAAACUUUCAACCAUGGUCAUAUACCUGCUCAAGAUGGGGAUCGAUGUAAAUGCCAUAAACCGGAAGGGCUAUACGGCUCUGGACGUUGUGGAGUCGGAUGCAAGCAACUCUGGUGCUCUUUUGAUUAUUCCUGCAUUACAAGAAGCUGGAGCUAAGAGAUGUGACCAAUUGGGGCCAUUUUCACGGGAGAUUCAACAAGUAUAUGAGAACAUUAAUAGCCCAACCAUUGAGCAUUACUCCCCAAAACUGCCUGAUUCUCGUCAUCGCCACCACCACCACCACCGUCGCCGAAGGGCAAAGCAACUAGAGAUCCAAAAGGAGGGACUUCGCAAUGCACGGAACACAAUAACUGUAGUGGCAGUUCUGAUUGCCACUGUUACAUUUGCCGCUGGCAUAAACCCUCCAGGAGGCUUCAAUCAGCAGAGUGGGAAGACUAUAUUGGGUAAACAAACUUCUUUUAAGGUCUUUUUUGUAUGUAACAUUGUGGCAUUGUUUCUAUCACUUGGGAUUGUGAUUUUCUUGGUUAGUAUUAUACCCUAUAAGAGGAAGUCCAUGAUGAAAUUACUGGUGGUGACACAUAAAGCAAUGUGGGUGGCGUUGUCCUUUAUGGCUGCUGCCUAUAUUGCGGCGGUAUGGACAGUGUUGCCGCGAGGGCGGCCUGGGAUGGUGUGGGUGUUGGUGGCAGUGGUGGGUAUAGGAGGAGGGUGCACAUUGGCCAUAUUUGUGGGUCUAGGGAUGUUAUUGGCUAAGCAUUGGAUUAGGAAGUGGGAGUGGAAGAGAAGCAAGGAAAAGAAGAGAGAAAGCCCCAAUAGUAGCAUCAGUCACGUAGAGGAGUUGCGAACGAUGAAAAAUGGUAACAAUGAUUAUAGUAGUAAUUCGGAUGUUGAUAGCUCUGAUCAAGGCUACCACUUGUACUAGAUGUGUCUAUUUAUUUUUAUUUGUAAAAUUAAUGUAGUUUUAGCCAAAUUUGUAUCAUCAGAACCCCUGGACCAUAGUCAUGCAUUAUUGUGCAUUAUUCAG